Messenger RNA from Zophobas morio, 2249 nucleotides. RefSeq names its product SWI/SNF-related matrix-associated actin-dependent regulator of chromatin subfamily A containing DEAD/H box 1-like. NCBI's taxonomy places the organism in Eukaryota, Metazoa, Arthropoda, Insecta, Coleoptera, Tenebrionidae. Gene Ontology annotation, cellular component: nucleus. Gene Ontology annotation, molecular function: chromatin binding; DNA binding; ATP binding. The record is from RefSeq and is a predicted model, not a curated record.
ACGGGGAACCAGAAGCCAAGAGAAGUUAUCAAGUUAUUGACUCCGACUCUGUUUCAGACUGCUUUGAGAAAAAUAUUGUAUGAAAAAGGGAGCAUAGAAAAAGCGGUCACCUUCCUUUUAAACCUUGAUCCGGAAGCUAAAGAGGAUGCUCUAGGAUCCAAUGAGAUUGCUGUUCAUAGCUCUUCCUGGAUUCGUUGGUCUGGCAUCCAAAGCAACGAAGAGAAGGUUGUGUCUUUUUUUCAAAGCUCUUCCGAGGCUCUUUUACGUCGGCUCCCGUCUUGCUCAGAAAAGCGAGCCCGUCUUAUAAUAAGCCUUCGUCCUUUUAAGAACUAUGAUGAUCUUAUUAGUAAACUGGAAGAAACUAAAGGUGUUUCUGAAGGCCUCGUUAAGAGCUAUAACGAACUUCUUGCGAGUCUUUCUGCGGUGGAUCUCGUCAUCAGGAGAUGUAUAAAAACUUCAGAAAAGAUGAAAAACGAACUCAAACAAUUAACGUGCGAAUUUCCAACGAGGUUCCAGCAGUACAAAGGUCGCACAGGAAAUGUACUUAAACCUUAUCAAGUUUCGGGAGUUAACUGGAUGUAUUUGCUUUACAGAAGUAAAGCGGGUGGAAUUCUUGCCGAUGAAAUGGGACUGGGAAAGACGGUGCAGGCGCUUUCCUUUUUAAGCACCGUAACGCGUGAGCAAGGAGCACCCGUCCUGCAUCUGGUGGUCGUCCCCCCCUCUACUGCCGAUAAUUGGAUGCGCGAAGCUCACAAGUGGUGCACAGGGAUCUGCGUUCUGCCGCUCUUCGGAAGUUUAAAGGAACGUCAAGAGACCGAAAAAAAGGUCGAAUCUUCGAAAGAAAGUGUGCUCGUCAUCAACGUGGGUUGCCUUACGCUGCUGCAUUUUCGGCCGUCGCUGCUUCAUUUCUUUUUUUUUUAUAGAUACAAUGCUUGUUUGUCUAAACAUAAUUAUCCCUUUUUGAAAAAGAAGAAAUUUCUAUGUGUGAUUUUUGACGAGGGCCAUCUUCUGAAGAAUAUGAGCACCAUGCGAUUCCGCCGGCUCUUCAAAAUGGAGAGCGCCUGCAGAAUCCUCUUAACUGGAACUCCGCUGCAGAACAAUUUGCUCGAGCUCGUGUCUUUGCUUUACUUUGUUGUUCCCGAUCUUUUCGGAGAUGAGUCCGAGAAGAUUACUUCGUUGUUUUCAGGCAGCGCGGCUUACUCGAGCGGCAAGAAUACCGAAGAGGGUCUGGAAGAAGAGCUGGAUCUGGUACAGCGAGCCCGGACAAUCAUGCGCCCAUUUGUUCUCAGAAGACGCAAAGAAGACGUUUUGAACGAUUUGCCCGAAAAAACUGAAACGGUGAUUCUGUGCGAUAUGUCAGCUAGCCAGGAGCAACUGUACUACAGCCUAAUAGAGUAUGCCAGAAGGGAUGAGCGAGGCAACGUGAAUAAUAUUUUAAUGCAGCUGCGAAAAGCAGCUAACCACCCGCUUCUGCACCGGCAUAAUUAUUCCUCAGACAAACUGAGACACAUGGCUAUCGCUCUGCAGAAGCACAAUGAAUAUAAAGAAAGUGACGCCGCGCUUGUAACAGAAGACAUGGAAGUGAUGACUGACUUUGAGCUGCACAGCCUCUGCUCUAAUUGGAGUGCGCUGGACGCCUUCAAAUUGGAUGCGCAUGUUUUAUUCGACUCUGGAAAAUUUUCAUACCUGGAAGAAACACUUCCUGUUUUUAAGCAGCAGAAUGAUCGCGUGAUUAUUUUCUCGCAGUUUACAAUGAUGCUCGAUAUACUCGAGUACUACUUGAAGGAGAGAGAGAUGAAAUUCCUACGUCUUGACGGAAACACAGCCGUGGAGGAGAGACAAAAGCUCCUUGACAGCUUCUUCGAAGAUUUGGACAUCUUCGUCUUGCUGGCCUCCACUAAGGCGGGGGGCGUCGGACUGAACAUCACCGCCGCCAACGUGGUGAUUCUGCAUGACCUCGACUUCAACCCUCACAACGAUGCGCAGGCAUGCAGUCGUGUCCAUCGUGUCGGCCAGGACAAGCCAGUGAAGAUCAUUAAGCUUAUUAGCAAAAACACGGUGGAGAGCAUCAUCCACGAGCGGGCCGCUACGAAACUCGCUCUCGAGUCUAAAAUGAAGCAGUGUUACUCCAACGAGAACGAACUUAAGGAAUUUGUGAGGCUGGCUUGUGUACAGACGCCUUCUCGCGCUCGUGGUGCCAGACGUUUUGCUUGAGCUCAAAUUUUUAAACAAUAAUUUUUUAGCUGAAU